GUUCCUUCUAUCCUUUACCAGUGCUAUCAGCCAACGUCUGUGUAGAAAAGUAAUAUACAACCAAUUCAUUCCUAUGCAGAUUCCAGAAUGGCUCAGGUAGAAGACAUCGCCAUUGUGGGAUACUCGUUCAAGCUUCCCCAAAACAUAAAUGACAAUGAUAGCUUCUGGGAGGUGCUUCAGACGGGACGGAAUCUAAGGACGGAAUGGCCAGAAUCUCGGAUGAACGUGGACGCUUUCAGGCGCACCAGGGACAAUAAAGAGUUGCGUGGCCUAGGAGGACAUUUCAUGAAUGAACAUGUCGGCGCUUUCGAUGCUCCAUUUUUCUCAGUCACGGCCAAGGAGGCGGCGGCCAUGGACCCAACACAGCGUAUGAGUCUAGAAGUGUCAUAUCAUGCUAUAGAGAAUGCGGGGAUCCCAAUCGAGAGCCUCAAGGGCUCGCGAACUGCAGUAUUCUCCGCUUCCAUGCUGGAAGACUAUCCAAGAAUCACAGCGAUAGAUCCGGAAAAUGCAGAGCGGACGGCCGUCACUGGUAGCACUGUUGCGUCCGUCAUUCCCAAUCGGAUUAGCUGGUAUUUUGAUCUGCGAGGACCAAGCAUACAUGUCAAUACUGCUUGCUCGAGCAGCUUGGCCGCAGUCGAUAUGGCCUGUAAAACGUUGAAAAGUGGCGAUGCCUCAUGUGCAAUCGUAACCGGAGCCAAUUUGAUCCUCGACCCAGCCAUUUUCCAAGUGCUGUCGAGCCAGAACUUCUUGUCCCCGGACAGCGUUUGCUAUAGCUUUGAUCAUCGAGCAAACGGAUAUGGUAGAGGUGAGGGUAUUGUUGCUCUUGUUCUAAAACCUGUAUCUGCAGCCUUACAGAACGGCGACAUGAUCCGGGCUGUAAUCCGCUCGACUGGCUCCAACCAGGAUGGACAUACUCCGGUUAUGACACAGCCAAGCCCCCAAGCACAAGAAGAUUUGAUACACCAUGUCUAUAAGCAAGCUAACCUGUCUUUUGACGAAACUCGUUACGUUGAGGCUCAUGGAACUGGAACCCCAGUAGGUGACCCAAUCGAAAUGAAAGCUAUUGGUCUUGUCUUUCGAAAAUAUCGAUCGGCUGUAGAACCUCUUUAUGUAGGUUCGGUCAAAUCAAGUGUUGGGCACCUUGAGGGAGCUAGUGCACUGGCUAGCAUAAUAUUAUCCACAUUCCUUCCGAUACUGACAUCUGUGACAGUCAUGCUCGAAAAAGGCAUCAUACCAACAAACGCACUGUUUGAAAAACUUAAUCCGUCUAUUGAUGCAGACUUUUAUCAUACCGUGGUUCCGACUCAAAAUAUAACGUGGCCAAGCGCCGCUUUGCGUCGCAUAUCAGUCAACUCGUUUGGAUUUGGAGGCUCCAACAGCCAUAUUGUUCUCGACGAUGCGUUGCAUUACCUGAAGGAUCGCAGCCUGGUCGGAAAUCACUGCACGAUAUCACCUCCUAGUGUCUCAAUGGCUAACUCUAGUGCCACUGCUAUUGAUGGAACGGCCAAUGGCAAUGGGACAGUCCAUCUAGAGAAUGGUAUGAAUAGAAGUAGCACUGCUCAUGGAACAUCCCAUCUCCUGAACGGCUCCGUCAAAGCCAAUACGCCCCUUAACCUAUUACCAAAGUUACUUGUCUGGACUUCAGCAGAUGAAAAUGCGGUCAAGCGCACUAUUCAGACUCACAUGGCUUUUUACGAAGAAAAGGUAUCCGGUAACCCAGCGAUGGUCGACCGACUGGCUUUCACCCUAGCCUCCCGACGAAGCCACAUGUUGUGGAGAACAUUUGCCGUUAUCAUGAACUCACCUGAAGUCGACCAGAAAAUUUCUCCAGCUAAACCUGUUCGUAGCUCCGCCGAGUCUGGGCUCGGAUUUGUGUUUACAGGCCAGGGAGCACAGUACGUGAGCAUGGGCUGGGACCUUAUUCAGUAUCCUAUAUUUGCCGAAACAUUGAGCAAGAUUGAAGAUAUAUAUAGGAGUAUUGGGUGUCAAUGGUCCAUAUUUGGUGAGAAAGGAAAGCCAUUAUCAACAGCUGUGCAGAUUGCUUUGCUAGAAUUGUUACGGACUUUUGGUAUCACUCCCAAAGCCAUUGUUGGGCAUUCAUCUGGCGAGAUUGCUGCUGCAUAUGCUAUUGGUGCCUUAUCAUUGGUCUCGGCUUGCAAGGUCUCGUUCUACCGAGGUCUCCUGGCGGGAAAGCUUCGAGUAGAGAGCGCUGAUUCACCAGGAGCCAUGAUAUCGGUGAAUCUCCCAGAGACCUCGGCGUCUGAAUACUUGAAGAGCAUCAAGAACGCAGAUACCUGCUCAGUCGGUGUAGCCUGUAUCAACAGUCCCCUCAACUGCACGCUGUCGGGCCCUGAACAGGCGAUCGAUGCAAUCAAAAUUCAAGCUGAUACGGAUGGCAUCUUUGCGCAGAAAAUAAAGACAGGGGUUGCAUAUCACUCCUCUUCAAUGAAUGCCAUUGCUGACGAAUAUUUGUCGUUGAUGGGAAGUCUCGAGGACGUGGAGAGCGGAAGCCCCAAAGCUAAAAACCGGAUUCCAAUGGUCUCGUCCCUUACUGGAAAGGUCGUGACGCCAUCCACAUUGGCUACGGCAGAGUACUGGGUUGAGAACCUGGUAUCUCCAGUUCGCUUUGCCGACGCUGUUCAGAUACUGACGCAGGAAACAUCAACUCUAAAAGUUGGGAUGGGAACUAUCACGGACCUGGUUGAGAUUGGGCCGCACCCAGUUCUAAAACGAUUCGUGCAAGACACAAUACGUCAGCCACAGAACCGGAAAAAGCAGAUACGUUACUUGGGUGUGCUUCAUAGGUUGCAACCGCCUAUAAAAUCCAUGCUAGAGCUCGUAGGAAAUUUGUUCUGUCUGGGACACACAGUUCGAAUUCAGGUUGUCAACCAACAGUCGACGAAGGACCUCUCUCCCUUCCUAGUUGACUGCCCAGAAUAUCCCUUUGAUCGAUCACAGAUAUCUUUGGCCGAGUCGCGUAUAAGCCGAGAUUUCAGACUGCGAGGGACCACAAAGGGAGAGACACUUGGUGUGCGAGUAUCGGAUUGGAACCCGUUAGAGCCGAGAUGGAGGAACUUUUUAAGUAUCGAAUCUACACCGUGGAUCAGGGACCAUGUGGUCAGCAACACAGUCCUCUACCCCGCCGCAGGCAUGUUGGUCAUGGCCAUCGAAGCAGUGCAGCAAAUGAUGCCACCCGACAGUCUUGUCACCGGAUAUCUCGUUAGAAAAGCCGAGUUCACUAAUCCGAUUCUCGUACUUGAAACUUGGGAAGACCGAACUGAAACGCAAGUACGACUACGACCAGUGAAACAACAGCAGAGCAACGAGCUGGCGUCGUUUGACGUUGUUAUAUUCUCGUACUUGCAUGGCGUUUGGACAGAGUGUUUCCACGCUAACGUUGAUAUCGAUUACGAGUCACCACUUGCAACACGUCAUGAAGAUCUACAGAGGCGAUAUCGACAAGCAGCAGAAUUGUGCGAGAUUCCGAUUGAUUCAACCUUUUUCUACCGUAGUGCCGCCGAUAAUGGUCUCCAGUAUGGGGACUGGUUCCAGCUUCUGCGAGACAUACACUGGGAUGGAAAAGCUAAUGCGCUGGGUCGUGUUGAUGUGACGAAGGCAAGAUUCCAGACAAGUAGUCUGGUGCAUCCUGCUGUCUUGGACCAGGCCUUCCAUGUGCUGCGGGCAUCCGCAGGGCAGCAGAAUGCAACCAAUGUUCCUGUGCGCGUCUCAGACGCUUGGUUCGCGUCAUCCGGAUGGCAAGGGGGGCCCGGAAUCACAACCAUCACCUGGUUGGCGACAUCGGUCUCGCCAAUAAGUGAGAACUACCAUGGUGAAAAAGGCAGCCUUUAUGCGCUGGCUGAUGAUGGGACUGUAUUGUGCACUAUUGGACAGGCUGCCACCGCGACUAUAUCGGGAGACACGCAAGAAACGAAAAAGGAGAAAGAUUUGCUUUACAGUAUUGAUUGGAAGCCACAGCUUAGCCUGCUCAAGCCAGAGCAAUUAAAACAAUACACAAUUGCCAACAGUGUAGCCAGGGAUGAGUCUACUAUUGUCACCAACCACGCGAAAUUGUGUGCUACAUUGAACCGUGUCGCCGUUCGAACACUACGACAAAUUGAUCGUUCCAAGUUGCAGGGAGCAUUGCACCAUUACGUCGCAUGGAUGGAGAGAUAUGUGAGUAAACUACCCCCUGCACAACAAGCGGAGUCCAUCUGCAAUACGGAACUUGAAGCCCAGUUGUGCGACAUUGAGACCACAGUCCCGGCAUGGAAGCUAUAUACGACCUGUGCACGGAAGCUACCAGAAAUGCUGGCCGGCGAGGUCGACCCCCUACAAGUAGUUUUCGGGUCUAACCUGGCCGAUAUCUUUUACGCAUAUAUGUUCCAAACAUUGUGUACCGAUGGGCGCUUCACUACUAUUCUCGACCUUGCAUCCCAUGAAAACCCGAAUCUCCGGGUUUUGGAAGUCGGCGCUGGCACAGGUGGAAUGACGGGGCAUGUUCUCGAGGCAUUUCAGAGGCGUGAAAAGGGUACGGGGGCAUCCAGCUUCGCGGAAUACACAUAUACUGAUAUCUCACCCGUAUUCUUCGAGCGAGGUAGCAGCCGGUGGGAGAAAUGGUACAAAGAGGGUCGUAUGAGUUUCAAGACGCUAGAUCUCAACACGGCUAUUGAGACUCAAGGGUUUGAACCGGGUUCUUAUGACCUCGUGGUUGCCGCCAGCGUUUUGCACGCAACUCCUGAUCUUCAGGUAACCCUCCGUAACGUUCGCCGGGCUCUGAAACCGGGAGGCCAGCUUGUGCUAGUUGAGAUCACCAAUCCGGACGAUGUUGCAGUCACGAUGAUGGCCGGCCUUUUACCAGGUUGGUGGAUUGGUCGCGAGGAGUGGCGGAAGAACUCGGCAGUGGUCCCUGACCACUUGUGGGAUGAGUGUUUGCGUGCUAGCGGCUUCUCGGGCAAUGAUGUAGUGAUCCGCGACUAUCAGAGCGAAAUGUGCCACUUUAUGAGCAUCAUAAUCUCUACAGCCAUGGAUGAGACAGCCGGGACAAUAUCAAAGCCAAAACAGAGUCUGGGCCGACUCAUCUUGGUCGUCGAUCAACAGUCAAACGAGCAACACGAACAGCAAAUACGUCUGGCAGACUUGGUGCGAGAUUGCAUCGACCCGGAAAGCAGACUCUCAACAACUACUUGUGUGUUUUCCCUAAACGAGCUAUCCAAUGCUCUUGCGAACUUGUACCAGGAUGACAUCGUGAUUGUCCUGGCAGAAGUAAAUAACAGACCACUACUUUCCAGGCUAUCGGCAAAAACAUUUGCAUACUUGCAACACCUAAUCAAGCAUGCACCAAAGCUUCUGUGGGCGACUGCGACAAGCAUCAAUGAUGCACAGUAUGCUGAUUACAGCGCAGUCCAAGGCUUCCUGCGCUCUAUCCGAGCCGAGCAGUCUGACAAACACAUCGUUAGUAUUGCUAUUGAGGAUGAGAAAGACACGGCAACAUGUGCUCAGUUCAUUGCAAAUGCUUUCAGGGCUGCCUUUGGUUCUUCAUCGUCAUCAAAGGAAGUGGAGUACAUUGUUCGUGAUGGACUCAUUAUGACAGGCCGCGUAGUUAAGAAUGAAAAUGGAAAUCACGCUCUCAAAUCUCUGCUUUAUGAAAGCUUGCAAUACAAACCAUGGGCGGAGGGCAAUGGUUUAAGGCUCUCGGAGGGUACCCAUGGAGCUCUUGAGUCUCUGCGAUUCGUACAAGAUCCUAUAUAUGACAACGAUAUCGACCCUCAUGAAGUGGAGAUCGAGGCUCAGACUUGGGGUCUGAGUGAUCGCGACGUUCAGACGGCUUUAGGUCGCGUGAAUGUCGAAUACCAAUCACUGGGAAGCGGUUUUGUCGGUUUGGUCAGUAAAAUCGGCCGAGACUGCAAGCUAUCAAUCCAGCCAGGCGACCGGGUUUGCGUGAUAGCUCCAGGUGCUAUACGCAAAUAUCCUCGAGUACAUGAGUCGGCAAUCUUCGAAAUUCCUGACACACUGUCGAACGAGGCUGUUGCAUCAAUCAUUAUCCCCGGCAUGACUGCAUAUCACUCCCUGGUCGAUGUAGCCCGGCUACGGAAAGGAGACAAGGUCCUGAUUCACUUAGCUGCCAGCGGUAUAGGCCAGGUAGCUGUCUGGAUUGCAAAAAUGCAAGACGCUGUCAUUUUUGCUACGGUCUCGUCCUCGGAGCAAAAGGAGUUCCUUAUCGAGAAUUUGGCUAUCGACGAGAGCAGCAUUUUUGACAGUCACGGUACGUUUCCCCAGGAUGUGCUAAAUGCUACACAGAGAUAUGGCGUCGAUGUCAUCUUGAACACACUUUCAGGAGAGAAUGCACUCCAGGCUUCGUGUGAAUGUUUGGCGCCUGGUGGACGAUUUAUCGAGGUCGGUCAUGUCAACGUAAAUGCCAACACGAAGCUGCCUAUGGAGUUAUUUGCCAGAAAUCUCACAUUUUCCGUCGUCGACUUGGCACAGCUAAGUCCUGAAAUCAUCUCAGGCUUACUCCAAAAUACCAUACAGCUUUUCAGCGAGGAGACGAUUCUACCUCCUCAGCCACUACAUAUCUUCAACUCAUCCGAGAUCCAGCAAGCAUUUGGACAAGUUCAAAAUGGCCAAACCAUUGGUUGCACGGCAAUUACUCUCAGACCUGAAGACCUUGUUCCGCACUUCAUUCGGGAGCGUCGAUCCUGGAAAUUUGAUAAAGAUGUAUCGUACUUGAUUGCUGGAGGAUCUGGUGGCCUAGGCCGUGCAAUUAUGCAAUGGAUGGCUGAUCGAGGAGCGAAACAUCUAAUCACAUUGUCUCGAUCGGGAGCAACGUCAAAGGCUGGUGCCCAGAAGAUCGCCGAACUGACAGCUUCUGGCGUGAAAGUUUUUUCUGCUAAGUGCGACGUGUCCUCAGAGAAAGAUCUUGCUAGCACUUUGGCCGAACUUUCGCGCACAAUGCCACCUAUCAAAGGCUGCAUUAAUGCAGCUGUGGUCCUCCAGGAUGCAAUCUUCCAAGAGAGCAUGACAUUCGAAAAGUGGGAACUUGCAAUGCUGGCAAAAGUACAAACUUCGUGGAAUUUACAUUCCCUCUUACCAGAAAAUCUUGACUUUUUCAUACUACUAUCUUCUCUUGCCGGUGUCAUUGGUCAGAUGGCUAGCUCCAACUACACCGCUGGUUGCACUUUUCAGGAUGCCCUGACUCGAUACCGCGUUAGUCGGGGCCAAAAGUCGGUCUCAAUUAACAUUGGGUGGAUGCGUAAUAUAGGCCUCAUCGCUGAGACAGGAGAGUAUCAGCGGCAGCGUCAGAAAUUAGACGACAUGCAGCCUAUCAACGACAGCGAGCUGCUUGCUUUGCUGACUCUAUGUUGUGAUCCCACGAACCCCCUCCCAGUAGCAGCACAAGGCCAAGGGCAGGUUGUCUUCGGCUUACGUACGCCAGCCGAAAUCCUGUCAGAAGGACGAGCCGUCCCAGCACAUUUGGAACGCCCUUUGUUUGCUGGCUUCUCUCGCGAUGCCCAAUCGACUGCAUCAGCUAAGGAGGUCGCUCAACUCGACCGAGAAGUAGCCAUGGCUGCCACUCUGUUCCGUAAGGCUACCACGUCAGAAGAGCGAAUUCAUGUUGUCCUGCGUGCCCUUGCAGCAAAACUGGCGCGCGCGAUGUCAAUCUCGCCGGAUGAUGUCGAGCAUAACAAGCCACUGUCGUCGUACGGUGUCGACUCGCUUAUGGCAGUCGAGCUGAGGAACUGGAUUGGCAGAGAGUUCGAGGCUACUGUGUCCGUAUUUGAUAUUAUGGGCGGUAUAUCUAUUGGAGGCAUCGCAGAUUUGGUAGCAUCAAGGAGCACGGUUGGCCAGAAUUUUGAUUAGGUCUGAGGCAGGAUGUUAGUCCAAAAGUAUAGGCAUUUUAUCCAUAAAAACACCAUCGUGAUAACCGUCUCAGAAUUCCCUGUUGGAGAUAAUUUUUUCGCCCGUAGGUUUCGCUACCGUGGCACGGUAUGUAGCCAUCGCCUUUGCAAGUAUAUGCAUAUUCUGCUUCAAGUAGACAAACUUUUGGGCUGGGAGGAAAUUUCUUAACCAACAGCCACAACAAUCAAAAUGAACAGCCGACCAAGCCUGUCCGUUGGGCUGAUUCCAGGUCCUAAUAUAGCACACUAUAUAAAUAUCAAAUGAAAGAACGACAUAUCGGAAUGAC
This is a messenger RNA of Talaromyces proteolyticus, 8182 nucleotides long. RefSeq lists its product as uncharacterized. Gene Ontology annotation, biological process: secondary metabolite biosynthetic process; fatty acid biosynthetic process. Gene Ontology annotation, molecular function: 3-oxoacyl-[acyl-carrier-protein] synthase activity; phosphopantetheine binding; fatty acid synthase activity. Bases 88 to 7857 code for a protein of 2589 amino acids. The record is from RefSeq and is a predicted model, not a curated record. The transcript has 12 exons. NCBI's taxonomy places the organism in Eukaryota, Fungi, Ascomycota, Eurotiomycetes, Eurotiales, Trichocomaceae.